AUGCAGGCAGCUAUCGCGGCGGAGCGUGUGUGUGUGGCCAGGGGCCCGGCUGCCCGCCCCACGGCGCAGCCCCGCGGCCUCCCCGCAGCAGCAGCAGCCCCCAAGGUGAUUGCCCGCUCCAGCGUGCUGGCCAGGGCGGCCACCGAGGAGGUGAAGACCGCCGGCACCAAUGGCGCGCCCCUGAAGCCCGCCACGGCCGCCAUGGAUUUUGACGAGCUGACGGAGCUGAUCAAGAUGGUGCACUCCACCGACAUUGUGGAGCUGGAGCUGAACAGCAAGAAGUUCAGGCUGUCGGUGAAGAAGAAGGAGGCGCUGGAGGCGGCGGAGCCGCAGAUCAUCCACAUGCAGGCCCCCGCAGCAGGCUACGCCGCAGCGCCGCAGCCCAUGGCCAUGCCCGCCCCCGCGCCCGCCCCGGCGGCCGCCCCCGCGGCGCCCGCCCCCGCCGCCGCCGCGCCCAAGCCCGCGGCGCCCGCGGCCGUGGACGGCCUGGAGGUUGUGUCCCCCAUGGCGGGCACCCUGUACCGCUCCCCCGCCCCUGGCGAGCCGGCGUUUGUCAAGGAGGGCGACAGCGUGACCAAGGGCCAGGUCAUCUGCAUCGUGGAAGGUGAGCCCUGGCAGCCUGGGGCGGAGACCUCCGGCACCGUGGUCAAGAUCCUGGCCAGCGACGGCGACGCCGUGCUGCCGGGCCAGCCUCUGAUGGUCAUCAGGCCCUGA
Chlorella variabilis is the source of this 714-nucleotide messenger RNA. RefSeq lists its product as hypothetical. The transcript has 6 exons. The coding region runs from base 1 to 714 and encodes 237 amino acids. NCBI's taxonomy places the organism in Eukaryota, Viridiplantae, Chlorophyta, Trebouxiophyceae, Chlorellales, Chlorellaceae. Gene Ontology annotation, biological process: fatty acid biosynthetic process. The record is from RefSeq and is a predicted model, not a curated record. Gene Ontology annotation, molecular function: acetyl-CoA carboxylase activity. Gene Ontology annotation, cellular component: acetyl-CoA carboxylase complex.